Messenger RNA from Trichomycterus rosablanca, 2038 nucleotides. It is a transcript of the gene cacnb1, whose product is annotated as calcium channel, voltage-dependent, beta 1 subunit. Gene Ontology annotation, biological process: calcium ion transmembrane transport. The coding region runs from base 39 to 1850 and encodes 603 amino acids. Gene Ontology annotation, molecular function: protein binding; voltage-gated calcium channel activity. The record is from RefSeq and is a predicted model, not a curated record. Gene Ontology annotation, cellular component: voltage-gated calcium channel complex. The transcript has 14 exons. Lineage: Eukaryota; Metazoa; Chordata; Actinopteri; Siluriformes; Trichomycteridae.
AGCGGUAAAUGAAAUAAUAAAGCUUGAAGCUGAAAUCAAUGGUACAGAAAGGGAUGUCCAGGACGCCUUCCACAUCUACGCAGGAAAUCCAGAUGGAUAUGUUCGACCACCAUGGAUCACUCACACAGGGAAAAUACACGAAGAGGAAGAGUCGCUUUAAGCGUUCUGAUGGCAGCACCUCUUCAGACACAACCUCAAACAGCUUUGUGAGACAGGGUUCAGCAGACUCCUACACCAGUCGUCCCUCAGACUCUGACGUCUCUCUGGAGGAGGAUCCUGAGGCACUGAGGAAAGAAGCAGACAGACAGGCAUUAGCCACCCUUGAGAAAGCCAAGACUAAGCCGGUUGCAUUUGCUGUAAGGACUAAUGUUGGUUAUAACCCAGGUCCUAAUGAUGAUGUACCAGUGCAGGGCAUGGCAAUCUCAUUUGAAGCCAAAGAUUUUCUGCACAUUAAAGAGAAGUAUAAUAAUAACUGGUGGAUAGGACGUUUGGUAAAGGAGGGCUGUGAGGUGGGAUUCAUCCCCAGUCCAGUGAAGCUGGAGAGCACUCGACAACUACAGGAGCAGAGAAGCAGACAGAAUCGCCUCAGCUCCAGUAAAUCUGGCGGAAGCUCCAGUCUGGAUGUUGCCUCAGGAACACGCAGACCAACUCCACCUGGGACAGGUGGCCCAGUCAAACAGAAACAGAAGUCGAUGGAACAUGUUCCUCCCUAUGACGUGGUGCCUUCUAUGAGACCCAUAAUCCUGGUGGGGCCAUCACUCAAAGGCUAUGAGGUGACUGAUAUGAUGCAGAAAGCUCUUUUUGACUUCUUGAAACACAAGUUUGAAGGCAGGAUAUCCAUCACACGGGUCACAGCAGAUAUCUCGCUUGCCAAGCGCUCGGUCCUUAACAAUCCCAGCAAACACACAAUCAUUGAGCGUUCCAGCACCAGAUCCAGUCUGGCUGAGGUUCAGAGUGAAAUUGAAAGGAUCUUCGAGUUGGCUCGGACUCUGCAGCUGGUGGCCUUGGAUGCUGACACCAUUAACCAUCCAUCUCAACUUGCCAAAACCUCACUGGCACCUAUAAUAGUUUACAUCAAAAUCGCCUCUCCAAAGGUCUUGCAAAGGCUGAUUAAGUCCAGAGGCAAAUCUCAGGCCAAACAUCUCAACGUACAGAUGGUGGCAGCAGACAAACUAGCCCAGUGUCCCCCUGAACUCUUUGACAUCAUAUUAGAUGAAAACCAACUGGAAGACGCGUGUGAACACCUGGCAGAUUAUUUGGAGGCAUACUGGAAGGCCACACACCCUCCGAGCAGCAACCCUCCGAAUCCCCUGCUGAACCGCACCAUGGCUACGGCAGCCCUGGCCGCCUCACCUGAGCCUGUCUCCAACCUGCAGGGCCCGUUUCUCGUGCACACCGAGCCGAAGAGGGAGGGGCCUAUCAUGGAACGGGCUGUAUCCCAGGACUAUCAGACCGUCCUGGAAGGCAAGCAGCCCCUGCGUUCCUCGCGCAGCCAGUUACACGCCGGGGGGAGGAGCUUAUCACGGCAAGACACCUUCGAUUCGGAGACCCAGGGCAGCCGAGACUCGGCCUACACCGACGACAUGGAGACGGAUCCAUACGAGGAGCCCGACUCCUGCCGCAGUCGCCUGAACCCUGCCCACCACGCUCCACGACAGGCGUCCUGGGAGGACGAAGGGGCGGAGCCGGAUCAGGAGAACCUCAACUUAGCGCCGCAACCAACCAAUCAGCACCACCGUGGACGGGGCAAGCUGAGGGAACGCUACUGUCAAGACGUAGAGGCCGGCGAAGAUACGGUGGGCCACAACCAAAACCAGGAGGAGUGGAGCAGGGAUGUGUACAUCCGCUAAAGCCAGUACCUUGGAGAGGAGGGCAGAGAGAAUCAUGUCCGGAGAGGGGAUGGGGAAUUGAAAAAGGGGGCAACAGGGUUUGAAGUGUUGAUGUCUAAAGCCGGAUCUGUUUACAACCCAUAUAACAAAUCAUUACAGGCAAAUGCUGUACAGUUUAUAUUUUUACCAUGCGCAUAAUGACAACCAAG